UCAGAGCAACUACAUGGCGCUGCAGAGGAUCAACCAGGAGCUGGAGGACAAGCUGUACCGCAUGGGCCAGCACUAUGAGGAAGAGAAGCGAGCGCUGAGCCAUGAGAUUGUUGCCCUCAACAGCCACCUGCUAGAGGCCAAGGUGACCAUCGACAAGCUGUCGGAGGACAAUGAGCUCUAUAGGAAGGACUGCAAUCUAGCGGCCCAGCUGCUGCAGUGCAGCCAGACCUACGGCAGGGUCCGUAAGGUGUCCGAGGUAACGUCAGCCCCGCCCCAGGGAGGCCAGCCCUCGCCCCAGGACUACUCGGGGCUCCUUUUCUGCAGGUCCCACCCCAAGGCCACUUCUCCCCUUUGAGGGGAAGGCGCUGGGUGAGCCUGGAGCCCCCAUCCCUCCUUACUCCUGCAAGUAUCCUGGCUUUUCUGAACAUGGUGGAGGGCCACCCCCCACACACACCUCCUCAUCCAUCUGGGACAGCCUGCCCAUUCCCUUUGGUUUCCUCUGGGGGCUGCUCCUUGUCCCUGCUCCAAGGCCUCAGUCCACUGUGCACUGAUGGGGCAGAGUGAUCCCGACACGGGGGUGACUCAGCCAAGGCCCCAGGGCCCCCCACCCCUGCCAGGCUGCCCCAGCUCCACGCACUGCCCUCACCCAGACCUUGGUCCUCCGUGUCCCCUCUCGCCUGGGCCUGGGCCACACCUAAGACACUCACAAAAUAGAUCAAACAGUAGUGGGACGGCCCCAUGAGGCACCAGGGGCUGGUGCAGAAGCCGCUGGUCGCCUGGCCCUGAGUCUGUGUUGCAUCUGAGUCUGUCUUGUUCAGGAGCACCCAGGCCUCAUGACCCAGCAGGGGUGCCCCCGACAGACCUCAGGGCUGGGAGAGCAAGUAAGCCUCUUGGUGGGAGGAAAUGAGGGGGGCUGCAGCCCCGAGAAGGGCCCAGGUCAGACCCUGGUUCCACCCUCUGGGCUCUUCAGGCCCAGUUGUUGUGGGCUGGGGAGACACAGGUGACCGGGGGUCCUCGGGCGAGUCUCAGGAGCUUGUGACAUACAGAGUCCUGGGUGCUGGCUCUAGCCGGUGCAGUUUGAGAAGCCCUGGGCAGGUCCCUCUUCUUCCAUGUGUGCAUCUGUUGGUCACGGUCAGGGCUGCAGGUGCCAGGCUGACUGCUACCCCUG
This is a messenger RNA of Leptonychotes weddellii (Weddell seal), 1168 nucleotides long. NCBI's taxonomy places the organism in Eukaryota, Metazoa, Chordata, Mammalia, Carnivora, Phocidae. The record is from RefSeq and is a predicted model, not a curated record.